AUGACCUCAAAUGAUGCAAUAAUUUUUUCUUCCUAAACAAUAUUAUUUAUAUUUAUAAAUUAAACGCAAGUAUAUCUGAACUUUUCUGGUGGUAUCAUAUGAACAUUUUUUGUUCUGUUUUUACUGUAGAUUCUGGACUCGUUCUCGGGCUACUGAGGUCGAUACAAUGUGCAUUUAGUAAAUAUCUUGAAAUCAUUUACAAGCCACUAGAAUUAUUAGAAAACAUUAAACAUUUAAAAACACUGAAUUGGAAAGUUAAGGGUCGAAAACCUCACCUUUAUGAGCAUUAUUGAACCAAUUAAUUCGAAAAAUGGCGCUAUGCCAUGAUUGUACUUAGUUAACCCCGUAGAUUGUUCGAGUUGUUUGCAAUAUGGCGUCUUAUCGGUGAGUGUUUACAGUGUGUAUGCAUGAGGUUGCAACCUACAUUGUUUAUAUUACUUCAAUAGUCUUAAACUUAACAGAGUUAAAAACUACAAUUAACACAGGAUCAUCUAAUACAGUUCCGUUUGGUUGUUGUUACUCUUAGGAAAUGUUACUUUUCAAUCUCAUUGCGGUGUUUUGGAAUCUUGAGUGAUCAGCGUGAGGCAACUGUUGACCGUCAUUCUGACCGAAUAAUGCUUUAUGUUCCGCGAUAAGGAAAAGCAUUGAAUUUCAUUGUAAUGCAACGUUUGCGUAUUUCCUAUGUUAAUCGGACGCUGUGAAAUAAUUCUUUUUUUAUUACUAGUAUCUGACCUCUGUAUUAAUAAUGUGGAAGUGAACAAGAAAUGCAGGUUACCUGUACCUGUCUCUAGAUAAAACGGCAUGGCAGAUACCAGACGCCGUGUGAAAUUGUAUGCACUAAAUGCUGAUCGUCAGUGGGAUGACAGAGGCACUGGACAUGUGUCAUCAUCUUAUAUAGACAGGCUGAAAGGCAUGUCAUUGCUAGUUCGUGCUGAAUCAGAUGGUUCUGUUCUUUUGGAGUCUAAAAUUUUACCAGAUACAGCUUAUCAAAAGCAGCAGGAAACACUUAUUGUAUGGUCAGAGGGUGAUAAUUUUGACUUGGCUUUGAGUUUUCAAGAAAAGGCAGGUUGUGAUGAGAUUUGGGAAAAGAUUUGUCAAGUGCAGGGGAAGGAUCCAUCUGUGGAUGUAACCCAAGACCUGGUAGAAGAGUCUGAAGAUGAGCGAUUUGAGGAUGUGACAGAUUCCGCCCCUCCCAUUGAACUCCCGGCUUGUGAGCUUAGUAGGUUGGAGGAAGUGGCAGAGACUAUUAGCAGUUGUCUACCCUCUCCUGCUAGGCGAGAAAAGUUAGCUAUGAUUUUAGAAUCAGAGAACUAUGUUAAGAAACUUUUAAAGAUAUUUCAUAUAUGUGAAGAUCUAGAAAAUUUAGAAGGACUUCAUCAAUUAUAUGAAAUUUUUAGGAAUAUAUUUAUGCUUAAUAAAAAUGCUCUGUUCGAAGUGAUGUUUGCGGACGAUACAAUAUUUGACGUUGUUGGUGCUCUGGAGUACGAUCCUUCGACUCCCACGCCCAAGAAACAUAGGGAUUUUUUACGCAAUGUGUCUCAUUUUAAAGAAGUCAUCCCCAUCUCCAAUCCAGACCUUAUAACAAAAAUUCAUCAGACAUAUCGCGUCCAAUACAUUCAAGACGUGUGUUUUCCAACUCCAUCUGUGUUUGAAGAAAAUAUGUUGUCUACACUUAGUUCUUUUAUAUUCUUUAAUAAGGUGGAAAUAGUUACAAUGAUACAGGAAGACUCAAAAUUUCUCACAGAAUUAUUUGCUCAGUUAACUGAUGAAUCCACUGAUGACCAAAAAAGGAAAGAACUUAUUUUGUUUUUAAAGGAAUAUUGUAUGUUUUCUCAAACGUUACAGCCCCAAAGUAGAGAAUCUUUUUUCAAGACAUUGUCCUCUCUUGGGGUUCUACAGGCACUUGAAAUAACAUUGAGCAUGGACGAUCCAGCCAUAAAAUCAGCAUCCACAGAUAUAUUAUCUUAUAUUGUUGAUUUCAAUCCGUCCAUGGUUAGAGAAUAUGCCCUACAGCAAGUGAACAAACAAGAGGAUGACCAACUUUUGUUAAAUAUCAUAAUUGAGCAAAUGAUUUGUGAUCCAGAUCCAGAAAUGGGUAGAGCUGUUCAUCUCUGUGGCAUCAUAAAAAUCUUAUUAGAUCCUGAAAACAUGUUAGCAACUGUAAAUAAAUCUGACUUUCUGAAUUAUUUCUAUAAGCACUGUAUGCAUGUGCUUAUAGCACCCAUGUUGGCUAACACUACAGAAGACAAACCCAGUAAAGAAGACAGUCAAACUGCACAGUUAAUGGGUCUAAUAUUGGAAUUGUUAUCUUUCUGUGUUGAGCAUCAUACCUAUCAUGUAAAAAACUAUGUAAUGCAAAAAGACUUAUUGGGAAGAAUACUAGUGUUAAUGAAGUCCAAACAUACAUUCCUAAUUUUAUGUGCUCUUAGAUUUAUGCGCAAAGUUAUAGGCAUGAAAGAUGAAUUCUACAAUCGAUAUAUUAUUAGUGGUAAUUUAUUUCAACCUGUUGUAGAAGCUUUCAAGAGAAACAAUGGCAGAUACAAUCUUUUGGAUUCUGCUAUAGUUGAAAUGUUUGAAUUUAUUAAAGUUGAAGAUGUUAAAACAUUAUGUGGCCAUGUAGUGGAGAGGUAUGGAAAGAUAUUAGAUAAAGUAGAUUAUGUUCAAACAUUCAAGUCUCUUAGGGUUCGAUAUGAACAACAUUUAGAUAGAAAAGACCGUACUGGUUAUGUAUGCAAUGAUGUUGUAAACAAUAUCAACUUACUUCGACGAGAUAUUCAGCGAAUGCAAGACGAAGAGGAAAUGUGGUUUAAUGAUGAAGAGGAGAUAGAAGAUGAGCCAGUGAAUGAAAACAAUAAAGAUUUAGAUGAUGAAUUUGAAAUAGGACUAAAUAAAAUUCUCGAAAAAAGAGCCCGAAAGGAAGAUGGAAAAGAAAAUAAAGCUGUUCCUUUAAGGUCAUUUUCACCAGUGUUAAAUAAUAGAAGAAGCAAUAGCCCAUCCAGUAUAACACCUCCUCUAAGUCCAACUGUUGAAGUGAAAUCUCCUCAGCUAACAAAAAAGGGAGGAUUAGUCGAUUAUCCAGAUGAAGAUUCUGAAGAGGAAGAAGACGAUGAUGAUCCUUCAAGUACACCUCCAACAAAGCGCCCAAGAGUAUCUUCAUAGCAUAUUUUUUAAUAAUUCGCACUUGCCGAAAUCACACAAAAAGUUGUACAGAAUCGUUUCCCAGUUUUUAAAAUCGAAGCAAUUUUGAUUCAUCAUGAAAUUUCUCGAAGCUAUUCUGCUGCCCUCUUCAUCACGUCAACUGCCAUCUGUGCCUGUCGGUCCACUGAUGCCAGACACGAGGAAACUCUUUUUAAUCAGAAUAAAUUCAAUAACAAUCCAGUGGACUCAAGUUAUGUGUUGAAAAAAAAUAAAACAGUGGAAGUUUAUGAUUGAAGUAGCUAUGUUAUUAUAGUACAUGAAAUAAUUUAGUUAUUAAAAAAAAUUGAAUUGUAUUAGAAAUGAUAAUUCAAAAAUUGUAUUUUUGUUAUUAAGUUUCCUGUUAAAAUUUCCUGAAAGCAUUCUGCAAAAUUAAGGACUUAGUUAUUGACUUGACAGCGCAAUGAUGGGAAGUUGCUUAAAAUUGAUGUCUUCAAACAAUAGUUGCCUGUUUUUAAAUAUCACUUUUUUAAUUUUAACUUGCAACUGAAGCUACCUCCUGUAAGCUCAUUGUAAAAGAAAAAAGUUUUGUUUAAAGGUUUACCACUGGCAAGUUAUUUUUCUAUGCCCCCCUAACCCUCCUGUUGCAAAAAAUAUUCGAAGGGUUUUUAUAUUAUGUGAUAGCAAAGAAAAUGGAUUUAUCGAUUUUACAAUCGUUUUUUGUAAUCCAAAAUUUUUCCCCUUUUUGUUCAAUAUUUGUACAGUGUUUUUUCUUUGCAGUCGAACACAUACUCUCAUUUGUAAAUUCAAACUGUUUUUCAUCAUUCAUGGAAUUAGCUUCUCAUCAAAACUCAUUACAUGGGUAAAUCGUGUACAUAGGUUAUGUAUGGAGUUUUUAUUAAAGAACAUGGUCAUUAGAAGUUUGUGUGAUCACAGGUUGUCAUGCAUUAUUAUGUGCAUGUUGUAUAUGUUUGUUCUUCCAUAAUGUCUUGUUACAUAAGUAUAUAAAAAUUUAAAAAAAAUACAAACUAUAUAUAUAUAUAUGUAAUUAGUCUCUUUCAUUGUUUUCUCAAAAAAUCAAAUUUAAUUUAUUAAUUCCCAUGCAUAUGGGUGUUGAGUAAUAAAUACAAAAAGACAAUCAUUUUUAUUCUGAUUGGGGGUUAUAAUAAAACAAAAUGUUCUAUGAGAAAGUAAUUUUCUUUCAGUAAUAAUUUUAAAAAUCUUUUUGCAUUAAAAAUAUUUUAAUAUAUAUUUAUUAUUUAUUUGUCUAAGAAAUAAAAUUUUUAAUACUUUUGCAAUAAAUAAAAAUCAAUGAAUAGAUUCAAAUAAGUGUAUAUUUGAUUAUAUUUUUUUAAAAAAUAAAUUGUAAAUUACGUAAAAAAAAUUUAUUAUUACCUAUCAGAAUUUUAACGUCAAGAAUAAUGUAUAUUUACAUGCGUUCCAACUAAUAAAAAGUGUUUGAUGAUUCAAUCAAAUACUUUGGUUUGUAAAAAUUAAGCAUCCACAUAUAUUAUGUACAAAUAUGUAUAAUCAAAUCAAACUUUUUUAAUGGACAUUAAAAUUUAUUCAAGCAA
Molecule: messenger RNA, 4709 nt
Organism: Parasteatoda tepidariorum (common house spider)
Lineage: Eukaryota; Metazoa; Arthropoda; Arachnida; Araneae; Theridiidae
Source: RefSeq, a predicted model, not a curated record